AUGUCAAGCGAUAACAGUUUGAACGAAAGUAUGGACAGUGAUCUGUAUUAUUACGAUUUUUCAGAUACAGACGAUGAUCUGUAUUGUCACGAGUGUGUGCUACCGAGUCCCAUAUCGUUUGCAUCCUGUGUGAAGGAGAAUAGUCAUUGGAAUUUAGCUACACAUCAUUUACGGAGAGCGAUUGGAAAUCAAUGUCCGCGAGAGAUUUUGUGGAUGAAAAGCGUAAUAGCUCUCGAUAGUCGCGCGAGAAAAUGUCUACAUUAUUUUCAUACGAGCAAGAAGUUGUCGUUUCACGUUGUUGACUGUGCUAGGACGAACGAUUGCGCUGUUAUUCUUCCGAACGAGAACGACAAGUGGUUGUCGUUUCGUAAUCAUAACAAAAAGGAGCGACUUCCCUUUGUGGUUUACGCCGAUUUGGAGUGUAUACUGGAAAAGAAGACCAGUGAUGAAAAUAUAUCGAGGUUCACUUAUCAACAUCACAGGGUUUUCAGCGUAGGCUAUUACAUACGUUGUGCAUACGAUGAAACUAUGUCAGUAUACAGAUCUCGUCGCGGUGAGGAUUGCGUAUUGUGGUUUGUCAAUGAAUUAUACGAUUUGGCGCAUCGCGCGAAAACGAUAUUUGAUAAGAACAUUACUAUGACGGGGCUUACUUCGGACGAGUGGGAAAACUUUCGAGACGCGUCUUAUUGCCACAUCUGUGAAAGACCGUUCGAGGAAGGAGAUUUGCGCGUGCGCGAUCAUUGUCAUUUAACCGGACGUUACAGAGGUCCCGCGCAUUCAUGUUGUAAUUUAAAUUAUCAAAAGUCGUACGUUAUUCCUAUGUUUUUUCAUAACUUGUCGGGUUAUGACGCGCAUUUUAUCAUAAAAGAUAUCGCUAAUAGUUUUGAGGGUAGCGUGUAUUUGUUACCGAUAACGAAAGAAAAUUAUAUAUCGUUUACGAAAUAUGUCAAGGAUACGGCGAAAGUCAAGUGGGGAACGGACAAUGUGAAACUGCGUUUUGUGGAUUCUUUUAAAUUUCUCAGUACUAGUCUUGAGAAAUUGGUAUCGUAUCUCGACAAGAGUAAAUUGACAAUCACGCGGUCGGAAUUUCGCAAUCUUAACACCGAGGAUUUUGAUCUGCUUACGCGUAAAGGAGUGUUUCCGUACGAGUACGUCAACAGCGUUGAUAAGCUGGACGAGACUAGUUUACCGCCGCGCGAGUCGUUUUACAGUUCGUUAACCGACGAGGUCGUUUCCGAGGACGAUUAUCAAUACGCGACGAACGUUUGGCGACGCUUUUGCACAGAAACUCUUGGUGAUUAUAGCGAUUUGUAUCUCAAGACGGAUGUGCUUUUAUUGGCGGACGUUUUCGAAAAUUUUCGUGAUACGUGUAUCGAGAGUUACGGCUUGGAUCCGACGUAUUAUUACACUCUACCGGGAUACACGUGGGACGCUAUGUUGAGAUACACCGGUAUUCGAUUCGAAUUGCUCACCGACAUCGACAUGGUGAUGUUUGUGGAGCGUGGUAUACGCGGUGGUUUAAGCCAAUGUUCGCAUAGAUAUGCGCGAGCUAAUAACAAGUAUGCACCUUCGUACGAUCCUUCGGAACCCUCGACGUACCUCAUGUACUUCGAUGUGAAUAAUUUGUACGGUUGGGCGAUGUCCGAAUCCUUACCGUAUGGAGAAUUUCAAUGGGUCGAUGACGUCGAGCGCUUUGACAUAAUGUCUGUGUCGUUAGACUCCGUUAUCGGUUAUAUUCUAGUCGACCUUGCGUAUCCGCAAAGCGUUCAUGACGCUCAUACUGACCUUCCAUUCUGUCCCACUCGCGAACGGCCUCCCGGAAAGCGAAAUGAUAAACUGCUGGCUACACUCUACGAUAAGGAGCGCUAUGUCAUGUACUAUCGCAAUUUGCAACAAUGCAUUCAGCACGGAUUAUACGUGAAAAAAAUUCAUCGAAUAUUACAAUUCGCACAAUCCCCAUGGCUUCGCGGAUACAUCGAACUCAAUACGAGAUUCAGAAAGCUCGCGAAUAACGAAUUCGAGAAGAAUCUUUACAAAUUGAUGAAUAACGCGGUAUUUGGAAAAACAAUGGAGAACGUACGCGAUCAUGUUGACGUUCGACUCGUAACGCGUUGGGACGGAAGAUACGGUGGGAAAGUGAUGAUAGCGAAACCGAACUUUCACAGCAGAAGUGUCUUUUCCGAAGAUCUAAUUGCUGUCGAAAUGCGCAAACUCGAGGUAAAAUUGAACAAACCGAUAUACGUAGGUAUGUGCAUUCUCGAAAUAUCCAAGAUGCGUCUGUAUGAAUUUCACUACGAUUACGUAAUGCCGUUGUAUCGCGAUAAAUGUAAGAUCAUGUACACGGACACUGACAGUUUGAUAUAUCUUUUGGAGUGUGAAAAUGUAUACGAGAAUAUCAAGCGUGAUAUCGCGAGAUUCGACACGAGCGAUUACCCUGAGGGAAACGCGUAUGAUAUUCCACGCGUUAAUACCAAAAUACCCGGUUUGAUGAAAGAUGAAAAUAACGGCGCGAUUAUGACGGAAUUCGUAGGACUCAGAGCGAAGAUGUACGCAUUUAGAGUGAUCGGGAGAAGCGAUACGAAGAGAAUAAAGGGUGUGAAGAAAAACGUAGUCGCGAAAACGAUCACUUUCGACGAUUACACGCGUUGUUUGAAUGACGUAAUGGAACAGCUGAGACGGCAGUCGUGCAUACGAUCGACAUUGCACGAGGUCUACACGGUGUCUUUGAGAGGAGACCUCGAGUCCGAAGGCCGAGCGUGUCUGCACAAGAACCAUCGGAUCCGGAUGACACGCCGGCAGCAGCAGUACAGAGGAGACCGUGCGAGCAGCCGAGAGGACGCCAGCCUGGAAUCGAAUCCCGCGCGCUCAAGGAUCUAG
Mycetomoellerius zeteki is the source of this 2877-nucleotide messenger RNA. RefSeq lists its product as uncharacterized. Gene Ontology annotation, biological process: DNA replication. The record is from RefSeq and is a predicted model, not a curated record. The transcript has 2 exons. Bases 1 to 2877 code for a protein of 958 amino acids. Lineage: Eukaryota; Metazoa; Arthropoda; Insecta; Hymenoptera; Formicidae. Gene Ontology annotation, molecular function: DNA-directed DNA polymerase activity; nucleotide binding; DNA binding.